Penaeus chinensis is the source of this 3461-nucleotide messenger RNA. RefSeq lists its product as uncharacterized. The transcript has 3 exons. The record is from RefSeq and is a predicted model, not a curated record. Gene Ontology annotation, molecular function: metal ion binding; RNA polymerase II cis-regulatory region sequence-specific DNA binding; DNA-binding transcription factor activity. Gene Ontology annotation, biological process: regulation of transcription by RNA polymerase II. NCBI's taxonomy places the organism in Eukaryota, Metazoa, Arthropoda, Malacostraca, Decapoda, Penaeidae. The coding region runs from base 521 to 3241 and encodes 906 amino acids.
AUACAUUUAUAUUAUACUACCCAUCUACAAAACCAUAUCAUUGUGUUGAAGUUAUGCUGCGUUCGGAAUUCGGAUAUUAAUUUUAUGGUCCGGUGUUGUUAUUGUUGUUAUCAAAGGUUAUUUUUGUUUGUCAGUUGUAGGUAAGUUAACUAUACAUCAGAGGAGUUACAAAACUAUGCAGCGUGUAAAUUAAAGACACCGGGAUGAUAAAAUAGUGAAUGUUUACUUUCGAAUUAGUUGUGCGCAUUUGAGGAUUCGGCCGCGGAUUGCUUACACAAAUUGGGAAGGUGAUGAGUCCACCUGGGAAUUUUCAUCCAAAAUCUGUGAGGUUUUACUUUGACUUUACUUUGAUCUGACGAGCUGGCCUAGCAAGCAUAGUGACACAGACUGCCAAGGGAUGAAGUCAUGACUAUUUUCAAGUAUUAUAUUUUUUAUAUAUUUGUUAAUUCAUAUGUAGGGUAAUAUAUAUAUUUUUUUUUUUCUUUUUUUUUUUUUUCUUUUCUUUUUUUUUUUUUUGGAAAUGAAUUCACAGGAAAACUUAAGGCCUUUUAUAUGUGCAGAAUGUGGUUCCAGCUUUAAGAAAAAAUGGAAUCUCAAGGUCCACAUGGAAUCACACAGUGACCCCUUUGAAUGUAAAGUGUGCCACUUGAAAUUCAAGUUCAAGCACAAACUGCGAUCACACAUGGGACGUCACACAGGAGUGAUAAAGUAUAGCUGUAACAAAUGUCCAGCAGUGUUUGGAUACAAACAGAUGCUCAUCUCACACAUGAACAUUCAGCAUCGGAGUCUUUCAACUUACUGGUAUUGCCCUGGCUGUGGAGCACAUUUCAGCAAAUCAGAGGAUUUAGAGACACAUGGUAGAUUGUGUCUUAAUAUAAAGAAGUGUGAAGAUGAUGAUGAGGAUGAUAACAAAAGCAUUUCAUUUCAAGAUUCUGAGGAAUUGGUUCAGAAUACCAAUACAAUUGUGACUGAAGAACCUUUAUUAUUUGAAGAUGAAGGCAGUAAGCAGUUGGUAAAGAAAAGGUUGAUUACAGAGCAGGUUAGAAGUAACAGUGAAGUAGAUAAAGAUGAAGGUAAUGCAUGCAGUCAAUUUUCGAAAUCAAGACAGGGACAUGGAAAUAGGCUUGAAAGGGAUUCAGAUAUGGUAGCAAGCAUAGCAACUAUAGAAGAUACUGAAGAAAGAGGUAGUAGAAAUGAAGGAAGUAUUGAAAAUGCAAAUAGCAGAGAGUUUGUAAAUAAUGGAAAUUAUACACCUGGGAACCUGAUUAGUGAGGAGUGCCACAGAAUAUCACAGGGCAAUUCAGAAAAAUCUGUUUACUGCAGUUCAGAUGACUCUGUCCUUAGGGUUGAACUCCAUGUGGCAUCUGAGGCAGUGAAAGAAAUUGACAACAUUCAUAAGUCUAAGAACCAUAGGUUGUCUGUUACAGAAGCUCCACUGCAUUCUCCUGAUGUAAGCCUACAAUGGCAAAGAAGUUUUAAUAGUGAGAACACUGUUGAAGAAGUCGCAAACUCAUCUAUUUGUAACCAAGAGACCAAAAGUGCAGAAGGUCUGAAAAGUGGUAUGGUACAGAUCCCAGUUAGUAUUGUUAAGAAGUUGUUACCGAGCGUUUCCUCUGUUCCAGAAACCAAAUCUUAUGAGCUGGAUGAAAGGAGUGAUGUAGUUGUUGACAAAGAAAGUGAUAGGAACAUAGGGCAAGAUGAGACCAGCAGUGAUGUUCUGGUAGAAAGUAAAAAUCAUUUGGAAGCAUUAGUAUCAGAAUUAAGUGAAAAUGAAAAUAGUAUGCUUGAGGUUGAUGGCGAGGCACAUGAGGUAAUCAGUGAAGGAAUAUUAAGAAAGCAUUUAGAUAAAUCUACAGUUUCAACAGAAGAAGAGGCUGCAUGUUUAAUCUCAGUAGAUGGGUUACAAACAAAGAAUAAAACAAUAAAAUCAAAGACAUCUGAGUCUACUCAAGGAAAUUUGAUUGAUCCCCUUGCCAAAAUCAAUAAGAAUUUUAAAAUCCCGGAAGUCAGUUGUAGCACAAAAGACAGUUCUUUACAAUCAGAUCAAUUAGAACAUUCCUGUGUAAGUAAUAAGGAAACUCCGGAUUUACAUAUUCAAAGUAGCAACAAGCAUCAGAGAGAUAGAAGGACACAUUGCUCUAACCCAGAAGUUGCCACUAAAGCUUCAGCUAAAGGAAAAUUAUUAAGAAAAAGCUCAGUAACUGCAGCUAGUGAUGCAAACAUUGACAGUCAUAUUGUGAAUGUAAACCGAAAGAGGAAACGGGAAGUAAAAGCAAAUUGGAGAGAGAAAGAAAAGAAAAAAAAGAUACUUGGUACCUCAACUAUCAGUAUAGAUGAAAAAACAGUUUCCAAGGUAAAAGAUGUUUGUGUUACCAGAAGUAUUGCACUCACAAGUAAAAAUAACAUUCUAGAUCCCAAUUUAUUUAUAAGUUCAGAGAUGAGGAGAAAUCCCAUCAGAAUGAAGGAACUAACUGUUCAGGAACUUCAUGGCCUUUGCCAUGCCUUAGUUAAGUGGAAUAUCAGGCCAUGUGUUGUGCAGUUGGAGAAACUGCCCAAAGACAUAGUUGAUGCAUAUGGUUGUCUUAAACAAGCAGAUAAUAUGAGCCAGAUCAACUCCAAAAGACCUAGAUCAUUGAAGUCGCCUUGCAAAAGAAAGAUUAGAUCAUGCCCUUCAGUGAAAACAAAUCUAAUGUCUUCUGUAAGUAAUGAAAGUUUAUCAAAAAAAAGGGCAAAAACAGCAGAAAAACUACGUCGCAGCCCAAAGCAAAAGAAAAGAAAAAGACCAGGGAAAUAUCAGACAAAUUCAAGCUGGUCAAAAAGACGAAGGCCAUCAAAUGACACCUUGUUCCCAAUUGAAGACUUCGAGUCAACCCCAGAAAUUGCAAAAAGGACCCGGAGAUGGGCCCAUAUCUUGAAGAGAGCUGAGAUGUGCCUGAAAUUAAGGAAAAGAAUCCUGGGUUUGAAAGAGGAGAGCAAAUAUCAAUCUAGUGAUGACAGUGAAAAUACUCCCAUUGAAAAUGAAAGUCACAUGGAAGUGGAAGAAAGUAUCCAUGUAAGUGAAUAUAGAAACCAUAUUUUAAAUCAUUAUAAGGAGAAUCAGGAAUGGAGCAAAGGUGGUAAACAGGCCACUAUGCAAAGUCCAGCCAUGUUGCUGUCAGCAUAUCUUUCAGACCCAGAAGGGGAAAUAAAAGUCAAAGAAGAGGUUGAUGUUACUUCUGAGUUUCUAGAUUAUGAUUACUAAAUUAAUAUUUCCAUAUUCUUGUUACUGUUUUUUUGUUAUCUUCAUUUCUGAAGAAAAGAAAUGAAUCUGCAUAUGUAAUUUAUUAAUGUUUUAUCCAAUACGAACAAGGAUUUCUCUGAUACUGUAAUCCUAAUAACUAGUAAUUAAUGAUGAAUAUAUACAGGGAAUAAUUGUGUGUUUAUCUCGCUGUCAUUAAUAGAAAUAAAAUUUGGUGGCUUUU